Molecule: messenger RNA, 5448 nt
Organism: Crotalus tigris (Tiger rattlesnake)
Lineage: Eukaryota; Metazoa; Chordata; Lepidosauria; Squamata; Viperidae
Gene: TMEM200B
Product: transmembrane protein 200B
Exons: 2
Coding region: 3556-4860 (434 amino acids)
Source: RefSeq, a predicted model, not a curated record
GGAGAGGGUUGCAGGGGGAGGCAAGGCUGGGGCAAUGGCACAUGUGCCCACAGAGGGGCUCUGAGUGCCGCCUCUGGCACCUGUGCCAUAGGUUCGCCACCACUGUCUUAGGGAAUGCCAUGGCUUGCAUGAUUUUGAUGCUUUGUAUGUAUAGACCCACCUCAGCAUUUGAGUACCUUUUCCAAAGCAUUAUGACUGUUCUACCAAGUGUUAGUCUGGGGCAUAUUUCUUGAUUGUUGAUCCUUUACUUUUGAUUGUUGACUUUAAAAGGCAGAAGAGGAAUUCUCAAUUCCUAAUUGUUACAUAUAUUAUUAAUCUGGUCUUCUUUAUAUUUAUGUUUUGUCACAUUUUUUUCUGUCUCUUUGACUUUUAUUAUUAGAGUUUGCUGGUCUUUGCAGUUUCAGCUAUUAGCUAAAUAUAAAAUAGCUCAUUUUAGUACAGCUUUUAAUCAACCAGAUUAAUAUGUUGUUUAUUUAUUGGUUCAUUACAUUUUUAAUAAUGAAUCAAUCUAGCAAUUCUCAAUAUGCUUGUGCAUUAACAUUUUGAUCCAGUAUGUGAAUUAUUUUUAUUUCUGUUUCUUUUCCCAGACUUGGAAGAAUCUAUUAAACAAACCAAAUUUAGUUUCUGUCUUCUGUUCUACUCCCAGACAUGUUAAUAUAAAAAUAGCUGAUGAUGGAUCAACCUUUUUUGUCUCAUAAAUUUAUCACAGCAGGUUCUUUGAGAUCUAGUUGGUCUGUGUAUAAUUGAACAUAGGAAGAAUUUAUUUUUAAGCAUCACUUCCCUCCAAGCCACAGUACUGCAUUUUGAGAGGCCUCUCAUUUUGAUGUUUGCACUGUAAUAAAAGUGUAGAACAGGAUUGCAGAAAACUGUUACAAAAUCACUUGAGAAACUAUCUAGAUGAGACUACGAGUCUAGCCCAGCCUUUUCCAGAUGUUGUUGAGACUACAACUCCCAGAAUUUCUAAGUGGCUUGGCAAGAAGCCACGUUAGGAGGACAGUAAGUUAGGUUGGAAAAAGGUUAUAUAAGUAACUAGACAAUGUUGUGGAGUUGUUGUGUAGCUUCCCACUAUGGGACUUCGGGAAAGGUUUUGUUUGCCAGAUAGAAUCACCAAAUUAAUAUCAAUAGGAUACUAAUAGGAUGUUGGACCCAUUGUUGUCUCAUGAUGACCAUUCAACACAUUCUUCCAAUAUAAGACUUUUCAAAAUUGUCUGUCACAGAUUUAUGCUUUUAAGAUGUUCCAAAGAGCUGCUUAUGUAAUUUACCCAUUAGCUGAUCAAAGAAGUCUUGAGUAUUAUGAAAUGUCUUCCUAUUUCUGAAGAUGCAUUGUGAAAGGACAGUGCUUGAGUUUCUCCAACCUUGGUAGAAACUGCAUCACUCUGAAUUGAAGGUGGGGGGAAGGCGCGUUGGUAGACAAUCUGUUUUAUGACCACCUGCUUAAGUGAGACUGUGGUUUCAUUAUCUGACGGGAAAGCAGAGUUUAAUUAGUCAUGUUUAAGUCUGGGGAAAUGAAAACAGCUCAGUAAUUAGCAAUAGGCACAAUUGUACAGUGUUCCCUGUCUUUCAUGGAAAAGAGGUAGGGAGGAGCAUGUAUUUGCUUCAUGUUAAUUGCAUAUGCUGUGAUAAAUUUUUAUCGUGGCCUGAAGCCAAACAGACAAACAAAUAAACAUACAGAGUAGGGCAAAAAACAAGCCACGUUUAUAAGAUUAGACCUUGAUCUUUGGGAAGUAUUUUCUGCUUCAUUCUUGACGCUAAGAAGCAAAUGUUAGAGACAAUAAUAAUAACCUGGAAGUUUUUGUAGGCUAAUAGGACAGUUACAAAGUAAUCAUCUGAUUGCCCUGGAAUUGUUGCUAGAAAAGGAAAAAUUAAAUGUUGAUGUCAACCCAGAUAAAAACUGCAGGGUAAUAGCUUGUGUGCAAUAGAUUCAACUUUCUCCAUGCUAUAAGGGAGGAGGCAGCAAACUAGAGGAAAACUAUUAAGGUAUCUUCUUGUGAUAACAGAGGAAAGGGCUUUGAAAUGGAUGCUUGUAAACAUCCAGCAAUAUUUAAAUCCAGCAAUAUUUAAGGUAGACAGUUGUGUAAAGGUGAGAUGCCACAAUUCAAGUAAAAUUGGGGUCCUGCAAAAAAACUGAGAAGAACUGAAUUUUAAUUCUGGAUCCAGAAGAUGUUCUGUCAUAUAUAAUGAAUAAGAAAUUGAUUAUCUUCCAUUUCUUUUACCAGUGGAAGCAUUUUUAGAAACUUUUUGGACACACUUGUUUUUAUGGGCAACUUUCUGUUAGGUAUACAUUUCCGCAUAGGUGUCUGGGGCACAGCAGAUGGCAACCCAAGAAGGAUGUUGUCUCCACAGCAAUGCUAUGACAUGCAAGUAUAUAAUGACAGCAUUCGCCUGAUGGCGCUGCUGUCCCUGUAUUGUUUUGGAAUCGAUGGAUAUCAGUGUAUCUUCUAUAAUCAAUAUGUGAGUGAGAAUUGCAUCACCAGUGCUCAGAAAGGUGAAGUCUGAAAGAAAAGCUUUCCAGUUUGCAUUCAGGCUUGAGAAGAAAUUAUUUCAGUUGUCUUAAAAUGGGGAGGGGGGGAGGAAGGAAGGGAAUACACAAAACCCAUUGAGAUUAAAGUGCUUUUUUAAAGGUAUCUUUUAAGAAGGGUCUUUCCUUUUCAGCUGCAGUCUUCAAAAUACAAUGGUGGAACUAAAGGUAAUAGGCCUAAUGGAUGUUCCCCUCUUCAUAUUUGCUGGCUUGGGAAGAUGGAAACCUGACAUUGUAAUUCCUCCAGUCUUCAGCUUGGAUUUGCAAUGGGGUCCUUUCUGGUAUUCAGAAGUCUAGCAACAGAAUUAGACAUGAGGAGUCAUAUUGAGGGGCUGCCAAGGGGCCUGUAGAAGGAGUGGAGGUUUCAAUCUGAGGUCCUCUUGGUCCCCAGCAGCCAAAUUGGUGUGUAAUCUAUGCCAGUCCUGAAGCUGGCAUAGAAUGAUUCUCCCCUACGGCUUCCAAUGAAAAGGAAUUCUAUUUUUAAAAGCCACAUGCACAUAUAUGUUCAGGGAGGCACACACAAAGUCAUACACGGACAUUACUCUUCCUUGGCUCUGCUAGCAGGAAUCUGGCCAGGCUCCAGAAAACUUUGGAGUCACUACAUUGCAGGCUCCAGAAGCUGAGUCCAAGAGACACUGUAGUUAGGCAUAUCUUCAGCUGGUGGACCUGGACUCAGAAAGAGGUCGAACCCAGAUGAAGAUGGACCACAGCUGAUCACAUUUUCACAAGGAGGAAGAACAGAUGGAAGUCAUGCUAGAUGGAGGAAAACUAAGCGUUGAUUCAGUUGGGUCAUUGUGGAGCCACCUUCCUUGACUUGAUUGCUUCCAGAUGAGUCCAUUACAGCGUAAUAGGAAAUGCACUGGGUAUCGUAAGGAAUGGCAGUUGCAAAACAUCUGGAGGCCCUGCCUUGAGAAAGGCAGCCCUGGGAAAACAGAAACUGAGAAGCGGGGAAGUUGGCAGCUUUACAUGAGCAGAAAGAAAGAUGACCUGUGGACAAUCCAAGAGGAACUGACAGUAUAACUGAAGUUACCAAAGCCAUGAAGACCCAUAACACCUCAGAGAAGAAAACAUCAGGAUCCUCCGGUCCUUCCCGAUGGCACAGGGGCAGGUUUCGGCGCAAGCCCUCCCCGCAGAUGGUGGUGAAGGGACAGCUUCGGAUGCGCUCACCCUCAGGAGUCUUCGUGAUGGUGGGGAUCUCGGUGGUCUUAGUGGGAAUGACCAUUGCUGUGAUUGGAUAUUGGCCUCACCAUACAAAGUCUGGAAGUGGUAGGCCAGGGAACUCUAGUGUUGCAGGAGACAUCAGGAAGGAAAUUAAGGUUUCUCCCCAAGCCCACCCCUUCCUUCACAGUGAGAAAUUGAAGCUCAUUGGACCAGUUGUCAUGGGUGUGGGACUCUUCAUCUUCAUCUGUGCUAAUACUUUGCUGUAUGAAAACAGAGAUAUGGAAACUCGCUUGUUGAUGCAGCAGGAACUCUAUUCCAUGGGCCUGAAUUUCCCACAGGACACGGGACCAACAAGUGAUUACUUUCAGAGGAGAAGGACUACUUCAUCUACCCUCAGGGCCAAUGCUGAAUGUGUAGAAGGCUACUACGAGGUGGACCUUUCUUCCAGUGGCUUCCAAUCUUGCUCCAGCCCUGUGAAGAAAUGGGUCAAUAGCUGCAAUUCCAGCAGGCUCCAAACCACGACCCAGUUCUUUCAUCACAAGAGCCUCUCACCUUCGCUGUCCCUCUUGAGCAUCCAUUCUGACUGCAGCAACACCCUGCCAGAGAAUGAAGCCUUCUCCUUCGCUCGUGGAGCAGAGUCGGUCCUCUCUACAGCUGUCAAUGCCCUGCCUUUGCCUCUCAUUAAGCUUAAUAACUGUCUUCUUGAAAAGCAGAGUGUUUCCCAGGUGGGUAUCCAGGACUUGGAAGGCAGUUGUAGGUUGCCAGAGGAGAGGGAAGAGAUACGGAGAUUCUCAUGGGCUCUUCUGCCUGGAUGCAACCAUAUUUUGCCCAGGAAGGACACACUUAAAGGCAGCCACAUAGUUAUUGAUAUGGAUAGCACACCCCACUCAGGCAACUUGGUGGAUAAAUUUCAUGAAUGUGCAAAGAGAGUGUUCCCACAUUUAGGUCAUUCUAAAUCCUUGGAUCUUGGCCAGCGAAGAACGGCAUUGGUGGCACCAAGCAUAGAAAGGAAACAUAGGAGCUGGCCUAGGCUGGACCACAUUGACCUACUCAACUAUGCAAAACUGGAAAGCCAAGGAGAAUCUUCUGAUAGGCUUUUGGAAGCAUCAAAAGAGCUUUUUAGGGGGGAGAGCAUUUCAUUAUCCCAGGAAAUGCCUGUGAAAACAGGUCCUAUCAUUUGAUCUGGCACCUAAAGGGAACUGUGUUAUUUUGCUAUGUCAGGUUAGGCAUUGCCAAGAGAAGGCAGGCUGAUACAUAUUUGCGAUGAGCAUUGCAAUGCUGGCUGCUUAAUUCAUCAGCCAAGGUCUGUUGUCAAUGGAGAAAUACUUCGGAUGGACUUUCUUCCCAAGGCUCUGCGGUUUCUUGCCUUAACUAAAAGUCUGAUUGAGUGUGAAAAACUUUGCCAUGAAUGGACUGCAUAUGCCAGGUUGCGUAUGUCUGUGUAGAACCACAAGCCCUGGUUAGGUCUGUGAGCCUGAAGUUCCAUGUCACACAACCGGGCUGCUAACAAUGCAUUUGUAAGGGCUGCAGGGAAGAGUCAGAAAAUAGCACGACUUCAGAAAUCCUAAAGCGAUUUAAAAAAAUCAUUUUAUACAAGGAUGCAAAUUUCUCAGUUCUUUGAAGCUCAAUUACAGUUCCUGCCUGAGGUCUCAUAAUACUCGGUUAGGAAUACUACUUUAUUUUUCUUUUAAAGACAGUUUGAAUACACUUGUAUUGCUGAUCUCAUCAUUUGGAAGCUAGUGAUUUCUAAAGUAAAAAAAAAAAUCCUG